This is a messenger RNA of Alosa sapidissima (American shad), 5054 nucleotides long. It is a transcript of the gene roraa, whose product is annotated as RAR-related orphan receptor A, paralog a. The transcript is spliced from 10 exons. The record is from RefSeq and is a predicted model, not a curated record. Lineage: Eukaryota; Metazoa; Chordata; Actinopteri; Clupeiformes; Clupeidae. Gene Ontology annotation, cellular component: nucleus. Gene Ontology annotation, molecular function: nuclear receptor activity; zinc ion binding; RNA polymerase II cis-regulatory region sequence-specific DNA binding. The coding region runs from base 1 to 1623 and encodes 540 amino acids. Gene Ontology annotation, biological process: regulation of transcription by RNA polymerase II.
AUGACCCAGCCCAGCAGCAGCCUGGCUCCCCCAUUUUCUGGGGCUGCCAGAUCUGCAGCCCUGGCCCUGGUAGGCUUAGCUGGAGAGGGCUGGAGGAACUCAAGGCAGCAGCCUCAGCACCGCCACCACAACUUCCAGCGUGGCACGCCGAGGCAGGGCAAGCGAGCGAGUCAGACAGCCACAGCCACAGCCACGGCCCUGCAGUGCCACCUGCUGCCCGGGGCCUGCCAGUGCGCCACUGCAGCUCAAAUUGAAAUUAUUCCUUGCAAGAUCUGUGGAGACAAAUCAUCAGGCAUCCAUUAUGGGGUGAUAACAUGUGAGGGCUGCAAGGGUUUCUUCAGGAGGAGUCAGCAGAGCAAUGCGGCGUACUCGUGUCCCCGUCAGAAGAACUGCCUGAUUGACCGUACCAGCCGUAACCGCUGCCAGCACUGCAGGCUACAGAAAUGCCUGGCAGUGGGCAUGUCACGGGACGCGGUGAAGUUCGGCCGCAUGUCCAAGAAGCAGCGUGACAGCCUGUAUGCGGAGGUGCAGAAGCACCGGCUGCAGCAGCAGCAGCGCGAGCACCAGCAGCAGCCCGGCGAGGCCGAGCCCCUCACGCCCACCUACGGCGGCCUGGCCGCCAACGGCCUCACCGAGCUCCACGACGACCUCGGCGGCUACAUGGACGGACACACCCCGGAUGGCGCCAAGCCCGACUCGGCCGUCAGCAGCUUCUACCUGGACAUCCAGCCCUCGCCUGACCAGUCCGGCCUGGACAUCAACGGCAUCAAGCCCGAGCCCAUCUGCGACUUCACGCCCGGCUCCGGCUUCUUCCCCUACUGCUCGUUCACCAACGGCGAGAGCUCGCCCACCGUCUCCAUGGCAGAGCUAGAACACCUGGCCCAGAACAUCUCUAAGUCCCACAUGGAGACAUGUCAGUACCUGAGAGAGGAGCUCCAGCAAAUGACCUGGCAGACCUUCCUUCAGGAGGAGAUGGAGAGCUACCAGAACAAGCCUCGAGAAGUCAUGUGGCAGCUGUGCGCCAUCAAGAUCACAGAGGCCAUCCAGUACGUGGUGGAGUUCGCCAAGCGCAUCGACGGCUUCAUGGAGCUGUGUCAGAACGACCAGAUCGUGCUGCUCAAAGCAGGCUCUCUGGAGGUAGUGUUUGUCCGAAUGUGCCGUGCCUUUGACUCUCAGAACAACACAGUCUAUUUCGAUGGAAAGUAUGCUGGUCCUGAUGUGUUCAAGUCAUUAGGCUGUGACGAUUUGAUCAGCUCUGUCUUUGAGUUUGGGAAAAACUUGUGUUCUAUGCACCUGUCUGAGGACGAGAUCGCCCUGUUCUCUGCGUUUGUGUUGAUGUCAGCAGACCGGUCCUGGCUUCAGGAGAAGAUGAAGGUGGAGAAACUACAACAAAAGAUCCAGUUGGCCCUGCAACAUGUCCUGCAGAAGAACCACAGAGAGGAUGGCAUCCUGACUAAGUUGAUAUGCAAAGUGUCGACGCUGCGAGCGCUGUGCAGCAGGCAUACAGAGAAGCUGACGGCUUUCAAAGCAAUAUACCCAGACAUUGUGCGUGCCCACUUCCCCCCCUUAUACAAGGAGCUGUUCGGAUCGGACUUUGAGCAGGCCAUGCCCGUGGACGGGUAGCUGGCAGGAGGCUGCCCGCUGACCUCCCACCCGUCUGCUGGAGGCUAGCCACCCAGCCAGGGGAAUGUCGCGCAUGAAUCUGAGACACUUUAAACGGUGCCCUGCACUCACCAAGACGGCCGACACACACACACACACACACAAACAUACACACACACACACACACACGCACACACGCUGCACACGCAUUUUUUUUUCCUUUUGUUUGUUCCUUUUUAUUCUGGUUUAUCUUUCCCUGAAAGUGGUGGAUUGUGGGAAAAGGAGGGAAUGCAAUGUGAUUGGUUGGGAGAAAAGGGAGGGUUUUCUGAUUGGGCAGAUCUUAUUCUUGUUUUAUUUUAUUUUAUUUUCGGGCUGGGAGGUUCCUGGAUUUUACCCUCUAAAGUUUUUGGUUUUGUUUUCUUUGUUUGACAUGGGUGGGAUUGUGAACCCAAGGGAGAUCGAGAGGAGAUAGCCCAAUGCUUACUCUAUGGCUGAACUCGGAGCAUUCGUGCAUAUAACCUGGGUGUGGUUUCAUUGCAAUUCACAACAACUGACAAAAACUUAUUCACGGAUGAGAUGUAAAGAGUUUUUUUUUUUCACAGUGUCGAUAUCAUUAAAUGGGGUGUUUGAAGAGGUGAUCCAAACAGUCUUUCGGCUGGCCAAAUAUACAAUAGAAGUAGAUUCUAUGUGCUAAGAAAUUCUCACAGUAUAUGCAUGACUCCAUCGAGUUCAGCUAUUUGUUUUCUUCUUCUGUUUAGUGUUUGCUUUGGAAUGUGACUCCCAUAUAAUAAACUGAUAGCACAUGGGAGAAAGAGAGAGAGAGAGAGAGAGAGAGAGAGAGAGACAGUGAAGGGAAGAAAAAAGAAAGAGAGAGAGAGAGACCACCAGAGUGUGGAGUUUUAACCGUCGGCAUGGUGACGUAAGCAGCACCUUUUUAUGGACAAUCGUCAAAAUCAAGAGAAAAAAAAAAUAGAAUUCUGGUAAUUCUAGUUUUAAAAGAAAAAUGCAAUGACUUUUAGCUGUCAAACAUGACUCCAUUCACCAUGGUUGCAUAGAUGAUAUUGUGUAAGGCCAUCUGCUAUUAAUCCUUCUCUGAACAGGAGCCCCACCAGUGAAACUGAGGGCACCACCAAUGACAAGGGUCCAUUCCACCAGUUUUCUAACGUGCUACAGGGUAUACGCUCAUAAGUACUUAAUAAACAGAAAAAAGUAAUGUUUAUAGAUUCUAUUUUAAAUAACAUGUAUGAUAUUCGUAGUUAGACUUAUUCUGAACUGUUGAAUUGAUAAGGCACUUUUCUUUGCACCUUUCUUUAAUUUAAGACUUGUAUAUUACCUAGUGAUGUGUUGCAUGUGCAAAAAGAAUCACACGACGUUGAGAACCCACGGUGGUGGAGAGGCUGGGUGUGGGAUGAUGAUGAUAGCUGCAGGGUUGCUGCUGUUUGGAAGGGUUGUUGUUUUUGCUGUGGCUGGUUGAUGUCUUGUUGUUGGCAAUGAUGGCUGCUGGGGAAACGGAAAGGCAGAGAGGUAGUGUGUGUGUGUGUGUAUGUGUGUGUGUGUGUGUGUGUGUGUGUGUGUGUGUGUAUGUGUGUGUGCAUGUGUUUAUUUCUGUGUGUCCUUACCUUCAACCCCCAUUUCUCCAGCACAAGCGGUUUUAGCUUCUUGAAGCUUUGGUUAAAGAGAUUGACAUCCUCCCUCCAGAACGUUCGUUCGACAGUGAUGGUGCUUGGAGCAAUAUGGCUCUCUUCUGGUGUGUAUAAAGGGAUUGUCUCUCUACCUCUUUUUGUUUUGUUUUGGGCUGGUGCGAAGGCGCUCACACUCUUCCCUUAGCAGCCCACAACGAAAGCCAUCAGACAACACACACACUCACACACACUCACACACACACACACACACACAAUCUAAUGUGAGUCAAAGCGAUCUGUCAUACACCCACACAUAGACUUUCAGUCGCCCUCUUCUGAGAGAUCCAUCAAACAAUCCCAUCAGCCCACGGUGUCCAAUCAAAACAAUUCUCUCCUCUUUGUUUUCUCUCGUCUGCUGUGGAUCUCUUGUCUGUCAGCAUGUGGUUGAUUGGAUGACUGAACUGAGGAGGAGAGGAGGAGGUGGGGGGUGUCUGUGUAGUGAAGGAGGCCUCUAGCCCUCCUGUAGCGCAUCCCUGUCCUCGCCCAACACAACUGCCAUGCUGCCUUGCACCAUCACUGAUCAUAUGGCUCCACCUAGUGGCUGCUGGAACAAUAACUUCAGGCUUCAAGUCCAAUUCAUGGGUUGAUGUAAAAUAGCAUUUUAUGGCAGUUAACAGUGCGUGUGUUUGUGUGUGUGUGUGCGUGUGUGUGUGUGUGUGUGUGUGUGUUUCUCAGUGCAACGAUCCAUCCAUCAUCUUUGUUGCUUCAUUGCUGAUGUUGUAUCCUCAUUCUCGAGGCUGUCACAGUGUUUGUCUGUGAAGACGUAUCUGAGCGCUAGUGUGUGUGUGUGUGUGUGUGUGUGUGUGUGUGUGUGUGUGUGUGUGUGUGUACCUGCCUCUCAGUGAAUGCCUCAGCUCAGCUGGUUAUGACAGUUUGUUAUGGGACAGCAAAAGAAAGAAGUGCAGUCAGAUAUUCAAAGCCUUGUCUGGUAGCAAAACUUCUAUUUUUGUAACAUGUACAGAACAUAAGCUCAUAAAAAACAAGAGUCAGAGAGAGAUAGAGAGAGAACGAGAGAGAGAGAGAGGUGACACAAAAGCACUUAUUCUUGCAAUAAUUACAAUUGAAGUUUCUAUCCUUUCAAGAAGAAAGAAGGAUAUUAUUGGACAAAAGUGCUAUUUUUGGAGUCUUUUGCUAAUUGUUUUGUUUGAGUGUGAUCAAGCUUUUGGGAAUCCAACAUCUCCGUGAUUGUGCCAUAUUUGCUGUCGUUUCUGUAGUCUGUGUCCACAACAGAUUGUUUUGACAUUCCAAAAAUAAAAAAAUGAACGAUGUAAAGCAUGCCGAGUAUUCCAGAAAAUCCCAGUCGACUCCAGACAUUUCCUGCAAAUGCCCUACCUGAAACGGAAAUUAAAAUACUCUUGUUAUUCAUGUUUUUUUGUGAGGUCAGUCAUUCCUCCAUUAGACCUGCAUGUUUCUGUGUUCUACCCAUACUUUUCUUGCUCAUGAGGUUGAGAGGGUGUGUAUGUCCACAUGCACCUUCUCCUCAUUCAAACAUAGGGGGAAGUUUCUUUAUGCUUUGCCAUGUGCUAUUCUCCUAACUGGGCUGCAGACCAGGAACCAGUGGUCAUGCACAGGACCUGUAAUGAAUGCUCAUACUGUAUGCCAUAACCGUCAUUACCAUAACCGUAAUUACUCAGAGUGCUGCAGCUUUACCAGAUAGAGAUUUUACUUGUCCUUGUUCACAUACAAAAGUCAGAUACAAAACUCCACAGAUGUAAAACCAAUGAAAACUGUAUCAGACUGUGAAUGGUAAUCGACGCCCCCCCACCCCCC